Molecule: messenger RNA, 3294 nt
Organism: Saxophila tyrrhenica
Lineage: Eukaryota; Fungi; Ascomycota; Dothideomycetes; Mycosphaerellales; Extremaceae
Exons: 2
Coding region: 1-3294 (1097 amino acids)
Biological process (GO): glycerophospholipid catabolic process
Cellular component (GO): cytosol
Molecular function (GO): A2-type glycerophospholipase activity
Source: RefSeq, a predicted model, not a curated record
AUGGUCAGCCCUUCCUCACAGCUUGCUACGGCCGCUCAGCAAGUGACAACCUUCAACGGCGUUUUGGACGAGGUUUGCGAGGACUUAUCAACCAUCCCACGAGCAAGAGGUCAUGGCACGAAGCUGUCGGCGGCGAAGUCGAAUGCCCGCCUGGAUCGACUACCCGACAAGCUAAAGAACAUCGUCCUCAACGUAAUGCAACUGGAGCGAGAGUGCGAAACUUCAAGAGCGGAUCUCGAAGAUGUCAACUACGAGCUUCAGGAUGUGAAGAGGGAGCGAGAUCGUCUCCGGACUGAGAAUGCUACGCGCAGGGCUGGGACGGACGGUACACCUGGAAGGCUCCAGGAAUCAAGGCGAGAGGUCGAACGGCUUCAGACAGAGAAGCGCGACUUGGCUCAACAACUACAAGACGCAACUUCGAACGAACCCAAGCUACGGAGCCUGAAGACCGAAAACGCAAAGUUGAAGCGCGAUGUCGACACCCUCAAGAUCGAGAAGUCCGACCUGGUCCAACAACUCCGAGACGCAGACUCGAAUGGCAGCACUGUACGGAAACUAAAGAUGGAGAACGCCAAUCUCAAGAGCAAUGUCGAAACUCUGAAGACCGAGAAGUCCGAUCUCCUCCGCCAAAUUCGCGCUUCCGACUCCAACGGCAGCAGCGUGCGGCGACUCAAAGUCGAGAAUGCCAACCUCAAAGACGAGGUCGAUACGCUGAAGAUCGACAAAGCGGACCUGAGGAGAGAGCGCGACGACCUGAAGAAGGAACGAGAUGGAUUGACCAGCAGGAAGGAGGAGCUGAAGAGAGAGACGGCUGGUCUCAAGCUGAGGAACCAGGCGCUGGAGAAGCAGGUGCAGGAUAUGCUGGAGGUGAAGUGUAUCAGCUGUCGGAAGAGAGUGAAGCAUUGGUGUACGCUGCGUGGUGGAUGGCAAUACUACUCCGCCCGACGGCGUGAGCUUGCGCUUGGAAUCGCCUUCGGAUCUUUUGCCAUUGUUGGAUUCGGAGCAUUGGGCGGCCCCAAGCUGCAACGCGCCGACGGCGCCAACUUCACGGAGUCCUCACCAUGGCGCAACAAACCGACCGUCGUCUCCCACAACGCUUCGCCCUCCGAGAGAGCUGGAGAGACGGGGAAGCCGUCACCGUAUCCUCCAGACAGCGCAGAGGGCGCACAACCACCACCGCCGCAAACGAAAGGUCAUUCCACGAUUGAUGCAGAGGCCGACUCGUCCGUCGAGACUGUUUCAGCUUGGCAGAAUGCCACCGGUAAGGUUGCUGCCGUUCGCGACUCCUUUACGGGAUGGGACUUCAGCGCGCUCAAAGUCAAAGUCACGGGUGCCCUGCCUCCCUGGAUUCGCACGCUGCCAGGCUAUAUGGACAAGCUCAACAACGAGCUGUCUGGUGCUCCAUGGUCGCUGAGUUGGGAGAUAUGGGAGGAUGCUCACGACCCUGAGAUCAACCCUGAGAUCAUCUGGGACGCUGACGUCCGGAUCUCUAAAGACUUGUGUCCAGCCGAGCAGGCGUUUCUUAGCGCUCGGCAAAGACACACGACCAAAGCGUUGGCGAAGUAUCUUGGAGUGCCCGAGGCUGAAGUGCACCCGGAGGAUGUACCAAAGAUUGCAAUGUGUGGCUCCGGCGGUGGCCUGCGUGCUCUUGUUGCGGGAGCAUCUUCCUCCCUCUGCGCGCAAGAAUCCGGUCUCUUCGAUUGCGUGACCUACACAGCUGGCGUCUCGGGGAGCUGCUGGAUGCAGACCCUCUACAACUCUUCUAUCGGACGGCAGGACUACCAGAACAUCAUCAAUCAUCUGAAGCAGCGUAUCGGUGUGCAUAUCGCGUAUCCUCCGGCUGCACUUGGCCUGCUGGCCACAGCGCCUACGAGCAAAUUCUUGCUCAGUGGGUUCGUGGAGAAGCUACGCGGCGUGCCAGACGCGGAUCUUGGGGUCGUCGACGUUUACGGGCUGUUGCUGGCUGCACGAUUACUGGUUCCCAAAGGAGAGUUGCGUGUUGACGACAGCGACCUCAAGAUCUCAAAGCAGAGCUCUUACGUCGAAAACGGCGCUGCGCCUUUGCCAAUUUACACAGCAGUCCGGCACGAGAUACCAGGCAGUAUGAAAGGCGACGGUGAACCUUCGAAGUACGCCUGGCACAACGACAUCAACCAGGACUGGUUUCAGUGGUUCGAAUGGACGCCUUAUGAGUUCUUCUGUGAGGAACUCGAAUGCGGCAUUCCAACGUGGGCUGUUGGGAGGAGUUUCAAUGCUGGUCAGACGGAAUGGCGAGACAAUGGCUUAGCUCUCCCGGAGCUACGAACUCCUCUGAUGAUGGGUAUCUGGGGUAGCGCCUUUUGCGCGACCCUAUCCCACUACUACAAAGAGAUAAAGCCUAUUCUGAUGGCCGCUGGGUUGUCUAAGCUGGACGUCCUGCUGCAGGGGAGACAAGACGAGCUGGGCAAAGUCCACCCGCUGGAUCCUGCGAUGAUACCCAAUUAUGCUAAAGGCCUUCGUAGCCGUCUCCCGGAGAGUUGUCCUGAGAGUAUCGAAGAGACUUCUCAUCUUCAGCUGAUGGACGCUGGAAUGAGCAACAACCUACCUAUAUAUCCUCUGCUUCGACCAGGCAGAGAUGUGGAUGUCAUCAUCGCCUUUGACGCCUCCGCAGAUGUCAAGUCAGACAACUGGGUCAAAGUCGUCGACAGCUACGCCCGACAACGAGGGAUCCGCGGCUGGCCGAUGGGUGCUGGGUGGCCGCCAAAGACGAACGAGCAGCAACAGACCACAAAGGAACUUGGAGAGGCGCAGCAAGCCGUGUCAGGGCAGAUGAACGACGUUCUCGAAAGCACUCAACAGAUCGAUGAGCAGGAAGACCUCGGGUAUUGCAACGUCUGGGUUGGUUCGAUAGAGGAGCAGCACGAGGACGCAGGCCUUCCCCCUUCUCGCAGAGUGAAGUUCGACGGCGACGCUGAGCAUCUGUCUUCGCCCGACGCUGGCCUGGCGCUGAUCUACUUCCCAUUCCUCGCCAACGACAAAGUACCAGGUGUUGACCCAAUGACCUCAGAUUUCAUGUCAACCUGGAAUUUCGUCUACGAGCCAGAGGAAAUCGACAAGGUCGUUGCUUUGGCCAGAGCAAACUUCAACGAGGGAAGGGAGCAGACUCGACGGACAAUUCGAGCUGUGUGGGAGAGGAAGAGGAAGUUGCGCCUGCAGCGGGAGGAAGAGGAGCGCGACAUUCAGCGGCGGUAUCGACUUCGUCACUUCGAGCACAACGACGAUGGUAGCCAGGCAGAUCAUUUCAGCGGAAACUGA